Messenger RNA from Cooperia oncophora, 426 nucleotides. The record is from the annotation of a GenBank genome assembly. Lineage: Eukaryota; Metazoa; Nematoda; Chromadorea; Rhabditida; Trichostrongylidae.
AUGCAUAGGGAUAUCGCUUGCCGAAAUUGUCUUAUUGAUGUGAAGAAAAACAUUGUGAAGAUAUCUGACUUUGGGGCAUCGAAGCAAGCUGAAUUUUACAAAAUCCCGGAGACAGAAAAAAUACCAAUAAGAUGGCAGGCUCCUGAAGUUGUCCUAACACGAACGUAUACAAUGGAGAGUGACGUCUACUCAUACGGAAUACUUCUUUGGGAAAUAUUUAAUAACGGCGAAACACCAUACAAAGGAGUUGAUAAUAAAGAAAUCAGAUUAAAGGUAGCUAACCCGAAAUACCGACCUCGUGUGGACGACACUCUUCCAGUUCUGGCGAGAAGGGUCAUGAAAGCAUGUUGGCGAGGGAAUCCGAAAAAAAGGCCAAAGAUGUCGCAAGUGGCACACUAUCUCAUUCAUGCUCCAGAAAGCUUGUGA